This is a messenger RNA of Oreochromis niloticus (Nile tilapia), 7154 nucleotides long. RefSeq names its product calmodulin-regulated spectrin-associated protein 3. Lineage: Eukaryota; Metazoa; Chordata; Actinopteri; Cichliformes; Cichlidae. The record is from RefSeq and is a predicted model, not a curated record. The coding region runs from base 136 to 4896 and encodes 1586 amino acids. Gene Ontology annotation, biological process: neuron projection development; cytoplasmic microtubule organization; negative regulation of microtubule depolymerization. The transcript is spliced from 19 exons. Gene Ontology annotation, cellular component: microtubule minus-end. Gene Ontology annotation, molecular function: calmodulin binding; spectrin binding; microtubule minus-end binding.
CAGUCUACAUCACAGAGCCCUCCUCCGUUUCCCCUCCUCCCCCGCCUCCUUCUCCAUCCCUCCUCCUCACAUUUCCCCGGUGCUGCUCCUUCUGCUGCUGCUGCCUCCGCGUCCUCGGUGCAGUACACCGCAGCCAUGGUGGACUCUCCCAGCGCGAUGAAGAAGACCUUCUCGGUGCCGGAGAUCAAACCGCUGGACCAGUACGACUUCAAUCGAGCCAAGAUCUGCGCCAGCGUUCGGUGGCUGCUGUCGAAAUCCUACGGCUCUGCAGAGAACGUUCCGGUGGAGUUGCGCGAUCCGCUCUAUAAGGACCAGUAUGAACAAGAGCACCUCAAGCCGGCUGUCUCCAAGCUGCUUCUCUCCCCGGAGAUCUACUGCAGAGCUCAGGCACUGCUUGCCCAGGCACACGGGGUCUCUCAGCCAGCAUCACAGGGGUCUCCAGCUGAUAACUCUGCCCUCCUGCAGUUCCUCAUUAAGAAAGGUUUCGCUCCAAAGGUCCAGGAUGUCGAUGUCACAGAGGAGGACCUUACCAGUAGCCCUAUUAAGACGAAAGCCCACCUGGCCCUUAUUGACUCGCUGAUGUCACUGGCUGCCAAAGAGACGGUGGGCCAGGUAAAAAUGGCGAUGGAGGUGGAGCAGAUGGGUGUCGGAGCACCAUGGGAGAACGGACUGCUCUUCUGGGUCAACAGGUUAAACCAGAAGCUAAGAGAAACCACAGAAGAAGAAGAGCCCCCUAAGUCACAGAAUUGCACAGACUUGCAGCCUGUUCAGGACUCGUGUCAGUCCACCCGCUGGUACUGGAAACUAGUCCCCCAUGCUAUCGCUUUUUGUUUGAAGGAGUCGGGGAAUAAGCCGCCAGUGAUCCGCUAUAGGAAGGACAAAGUGCAGUCUAAGUUGACUCCCACUUUCCCUCUGGUUUCUGCGGUCAAAGAUCUGUCUAAUGGCUGUGCAAUAGCUGCUGUGCUGCACUAUUACUGCCCCAGCUUGCUGCCUCUAGAGGAUGUGUGUCUGAAGGAUACCAUGUCAGUAGCUGACUCUCUCUACAACCUGCAGCUGAUCAAAGAGUUCUGUGAGAGCAGCUUGCAGAGCUGCUGCCCCCUUGCUGUGGAGGAUAUGCUCUACGCGCCACUGACUCUGCAUCUUAACAUCAUGAGCUUCAUAGCAGAGCUGCUGGAGUGGUUUGAGAUCAAGAAACCUGAUUUUGUCCAGCCCGUACAACCCAUUGACCUCACAGAUGUCUCAGGGUUAACUGACUGUAUUAGUCCUGUCAGUGGUAACAGCAACAGCGGUUCUCCUUCUUUCAUCUUUAAACAACCAUUUGUACCCAUCUCCUCUCCAGUUUCACCAGAAAACAAAAGCUGGACAAAGAAACAAAUCAGUCGUCCUCUGUCAGCAGUGACUUUCAGCAUCCCAUUUGGCCUGGACAGUGAUGUUGACAUUGUCAUGGGAAACCCAAUAGAUUCUGUCUUUCGCUCCGUCAGCACUGACAGCCUCGCCACCGCCAUCCCGGCAAUGACCUCACCGGUGACAUCAGCAGGGAUGACUCGUGUCCCGUACAGCCCUCCAGAGGAUCUCAGCCACCUGGUCAGCGCUUCAGCCCCAUCGCAGCGCUCUUCCUGGGGCCCGUAUGCACACACCGCACAAAUGGGAGAGCUGCCGACCAUUGAGGAGGCGAUGCAGGUUGUCCAUAGACCGGGCAGCAAAGACCAGAAGAAGGGAAGGGUACCUGAGAAAGGUGGGAAAGGAGCUUUGGCAGACAGGCCGGAGCCCAGGUUACGUCCUGAAGGAGCUCCAGCAGGUUUCUUUCUGCACUCGCCUGAAGAGGAUAAUCCCCAGCUCAGCAGCUCUGCUCCGUGUCGCUCCGGAAUCCUCUACCGGCCAAUUGGAGGAGAAGUGGGCGGCAAUGAAAGGCAAGGAAGGAGAGAAAGCCGGGAGAGGUCAGGACGUUCUGAUAUGUCACGUGAUGACGACUCUGUACUGCGAGAUGGCAGCGUCGACUCCUCGGAAGCAUCGGACGAUAUGCCUAGAAACGCCCCGGGUAACAUACGACCCAGUAACGGUCGUCAGGGAAACCACAGCACCAGCAACAGUCCACGCAUGACGAGCUUUGCUGAGCGACGAGACAACCGAAGAAGACACUCUGCUGCUCCUGGGGAAGAGUCGGCUUUUGCUCAGACUCCAACAACCCCAGCAACUCCAAACACACCCUCCACCCCAGCAGGUGCAGUAGGGCGCCAGGACAGCCCAGGUCCCAGAGGUCCAGAACCUGGCUCUGAGGCCUGGGAGCUGGGAGUUCGUCUCGAGGAAAAACGCAAAAGCAUCGAGGCUCAAAAAAGACGUAUCGAAGCUAUUUUUGCCAAGCACAGGCAGCGGCUUGGAAAAACCGCUUUCCUUCAACUGAAAAGAGAGCAAGGAGAAGGAGGGGGCGAGGCAGCGGAUGAUAAUCUGACCCUUGAUGAGCGUCUCACUCGCAUGGAGGAACAACUGAAACAGGAGGAGGAGAAAGAAAAGAAAGAUGGUGUGGAGGAGAAAGAGAAGCCAUCUGUUUCCAAUCCUCCGCGGUUAGAGAAGCAGGUCACAUUCUCUAUUGAAAGUAAGAAAGGAUCAGAGAAAGAAAAAGGAACAGAGAAAGUGGGGGAAGCCGUUAUAGUGGAAUACAACGAGGUGGUGCAGAAACUCAGUGAGGCUCUGCAGUCGCUACAGAAGGACAUGCAGAAACUUACCGAGCAGCAACAGCAACUCAUGAGCAACCAAAGACCCAAAAAUAUGCUCAGAACAACUCCAAAAUCAACAACUAGAAGUAAUACCAAAACACCACCCAAAACCCCUCCUCACACUCCAACAAAAACACCACCAAGAACUCCGACAAAAACCCCAACCAGGACUACAAGUAAAGCUUGGAUGAUUCCUGCUGGUCCCAAUGCACCAUCUGCUUCUUCCCCAUCACGCCGGUCUCAUCUUCUUUCCUCUUCCACAUCACCAAAAACUAUUAUUUCUUCCUCCUGCCCAGCUUCUCGCACUAAGAGUCAGUCCACUCCCCGUAGCCCAAAACACCAUCCACGUAUCCAACACCAGCCCCACCCACGGCCUUCCGAACUUAAGUUCCCUCCGCUCAAUCGCAUCUUGACACCGACCCAAACUGUGGACACACUCCCACACCUGCGGCGUGUGUCACCCAGCAAGUGUCAGGUACAGACCUCUUCUUCCUUCCGUAUCGGUGGACCCCAGACUCCUCAGGAGUCUCCCCAGUCUACCCAACAGCCACAGGCCGCCGAGAGCACCUCGGACACAGGCUCAAGUGAAACACCCACCCAGUUUAGCCUGGAGUUGGAGCAGGAGGACACAGAGGUCAUUGGAGGGUUGCCGCAACCCAAGCAAGAUCGUCUAAGGGCUGCUGGAGGGAGCAGCUCUGGUGCUCCUUCUGAGUGCUCAUUUGAAAGUGAGACUUUGUCCAUGUCUGCUGCGUACAGCGCAGGAGGUGAAGGAGGAAGAGCUGCAGGUGCAGGAAAGCAAUGCAGCCUGAUUGAAGUGUCAUUAUCAUCUCUUGGGGGACCAGAGGGGGGAAGCGAUGAACCAACUGAUGAGGGGCAGGAGUUCUCCUCUGAUUCCAUGAGCGACCACACAGAAUCCGCUGUGGAACCUGCAGAACAACUCCCUACUGAACCUUUGGAUCCAAUAGAGCGACUAAGUUUGGCAAUAGAAGACAGCGAUGUGCCAGAAGAACAGAUUGGAUCAAAAGGCGGACAUGCAAAAGAGGCAGAGAUGUUAGAACCAGGUGAAGAGCAGAACGAAGUGGGAGCCAAAGGAGGAAUUGGAUUUUUUUUCAAGGAGGAGGUUCACAGUAAAGGGGAGAUGGCUCAACGUAGAGCGGUACUGUUAGAAAGACAGCAAAAGAGAACGGAGGAACUAAAGAAGAGGAGACAGUGGAAUGAGCAAGAAAGGGAAAUCGGACUAACAUCCUCAGAAAAAAGAGUGGCAUCACCUUCCAGCACACCUCCUGCAGCCACAACCUCACCUUCCCCUACACCUCCAGCUACUCCAGCUCGCCGUGGAGAUUUUACACGGGGGGAGUACGCACGGCGGCAACAACUCAGACUCAUGGAGGACCUGGACAAAGUUCUUAAGCAAAAAUCGAGUAACCAAGGACGAACUUCCACUAAGAAAACCCGCUCCCGGCCUCGCAGCAUGACCAGAGAGGAAACGCAGCUAUCUCUGAGUCCCGCCAAGGGAGCGACUGGUACUAAGUUGGCCAGAGUCUAUUCUCACUCCUCACUCAACCUGGCAGCCACAGACGAACCAGGAAACAAUGGUGGUGACCCCACAAAGAGACUCCGCAGCACCCGCCCUGAUUCACCUUCAGGUUGUGUGACACCAAGCAGACUGACAAAUGGAGAGAAGGACUUGGAGAGUGGUUCAAAUGGAACUUCACCUGCCCUAGAAUACACAGGUCCAAAACUCUUCAAGGAACCAAGUUUCAAGUCCAAUAAAUUCAUCAUUCACAACGCGCUCUCUCGCUGCUGCCUCGCCGGGAAGGUCAACGAGUCUCAAAAAAACAAGAUUGUUGAGGAAAUGGAGAAGAGUCCUGCCAACCACUUCCUCAUCCUCUUCCGCGAUUCCAGCUGCCAGUUUAGAGGCGUUUACACCAUGAACCCUGACACCCAGGAGCUUGUGCGAUUGGCUGGGGUGGGCCCACGGACGGUUAGCUCCACUCAGGUGGAGUCCAUCUACAAAUACAGCUCAGACAGGAAGCAGUUUAGUGCCAUCCCCUCUAAAACGGUGGGCAUGAGCGUGGAUGCCUUCACCAUCCCCAGCCAUCUCUGGCAAGGAGGAGGAGGAGCAGGAGGAGGAGGAAGCAGGAGAGCAAGUGUUACUAAGAAGGCUGUCACUUCCAAGUGAGAUCCAGUACACACAGUGGCACAUGGAUGAAGAAAACACUCUAAAUACACUGUAAUUACAGUCAAACUGUAGUGAAACAUGAAAAACAUAUGUGCACACUGACAGGCCUGUAGACAUGCGUGUGCAGAAAAAACACCUUACCUCUGUUGGCCUCAGAUUUUACAAGAAGUUGAAAAAAAGAAAUUGGAGCGAUUCGUACUCCCCUUCAUGUGCAUGAAAGUGUCAACGGCACAACUUUGAGACAGGCGCAGCACACUGACACAGAGGAAGGUUUUGUAAUUACUCAAGGAUUAGUUACUUUUAAAAAGUCUCCUUACGUACACUUUCAUUGUUUGAAAAUACAAACAUGUUUUUUUUCUUUUGAAAGAAAAUAGCUGUUUCUUGAAAAACAUUCAUGAAAUUACCGAUUGCUAGCCAGUCCUCCCCUUAAGGAAAACCCCAGUUUUAUACACAAAGCCAAACGACAGAGAAAAUGCCUUCACGUCAGAGUGUCUGACGGGACUUUUGUUGUCUACGAUGUUAAUUCUACCAGUAAUUCUUAGUAGGUGGAUAAAGCACAUUUGUUUUGCAAGAUGAAAGAUAGCCAUAACCAUGUGAUACAUAUAGCAGAGGCGAGCUUUUUCUUUUGGACAUCUGUAAAUGUGUAGUGGUUCUCAGAGAUGAUUACCACAGCAUGAAUGGUUAUUUACUGUAUGUGGUAUAAGCUUAUUUCAAAAUAAGAUCACAGUGGAAACUUGUGGUUUUGAUGAAACUAUAUUGAUGGUAUGUGAGCAUUAGAUGCCAAUUUAAACAACUUUUGUAUACUUGGACUUAUUGAAUAUUGAGAAUGACGUGUCAUAAACAAGCUUACAUCUAGAAGUACCUGAAUUGUUGUGCUCUUGGGUAGAGGUUGGUACAGACUGGAGUUCCAAGCGUUGCCAUCUUUGUAUUCCCUAAUGAAUCUUUCAUUAAAAAAAGAAAGUCUUUCACAUUUGUGAAACUAACAAACUGGAGACCAUUUUGCAAUUAGAUCACAUCAACUCCCACACCAAGACUUCUCACACCCAACACACCACCCACUUCCAAAAAAGGUGGGACUUAGAAAUGCAUAAAGUCUAAAUAAAAACAAAAAAUGGAAUGGCUUAGAAAUCGUGGGUUGCAUUGCAUCAGCUCAUUUUUAAAUUAUGCUCUUUGAACUGUGCUGGAAGCAAAAUAUUUUCUAGGUAGAUGUAGUUCAACAGUUCAUAACCAAUACUAUUUCUUUAUUGUUUUGUUUCAUAAUGUGGCAGGUCUGGACUGCAGGCAGGCCAGCUUAGCCACCUUCUACCAUGGAGCCAUGCUUUAUUAAUGCAAUCAGACCGUUCUUUGACUCUAAUCUUUAAGGUCUUUCUUGAAAAUGGGGAAAAAGUCUGUAUAUAUCAUUCAGCUUUAAUGGGGCCUACACAGAUCUGUCCCAUUUCUUUCUUUUUUUAAAAAUGUGUUCCUAGUAUCAAUUAAUUUAAAAAAAAAAAUCUCACUUUAAAUAUUUGAUGUUUAAUAAAAUAUGAGAUUUAAAUGAUUUUAAUUUGGAUCAUUGCAUGGAACGUUCCAACUUUUUUGGAAAAACCGGGUCUAUAUACAUGUACAGAUAUUGUAUAUGGGGAGUUACAAAUAAAUCACUAAUUAAAAACAAUAGUGUAAGGCCAGUGGCCAGACCACACCACCCUUCAUUUUCCUUGGCCCUCCAUAGUUAACACAAUGACAUGGACAUUAGAAGGUAGAAACUCGGUCACUGACUCAGGGAAACGAUUGAACGCUGCGAGAAUGAACAUAGCAGACCAAUUUUGCUACAUAGCAAAGAAACAACAGUGAAACGCACUAUUUGCAAGAUGACACUGUUGCUUUAAAUAUUUACCUGCUGUUCAUAAUAUUAAAGAAGGAACUCGUGUCUUGUUUUAUGACCUCUUGCUGGUUUUACACCACAUGUGGUCUGUCAUAUUCAAAGAUGGCCAGCAGUCAUUUAUUAUAAUGACACACCUUCUGCAGUAGAAAAUUCCCAUUGCAGCAAAAAUGGAAAAUCUCUAUACAGUUGAUGAAUGUUACAGGGCAGUGUGUUUAAGCACCAAACCACCUAAAAAGAUUCAUUAGGGAUUCAAAAGCAUUUAAGGUGAAGUCAGAUUGGACUGAAUGUUACUGAAACGGUUCUCUGCUCUUGGUUGAGUGCACACAGUGAAACUGGUCUCUUUCAAACCAGCAUACAUGUAUGAAAUAACAAACUGGAUUAAACUCCACUGAUCAAA